Messenger RNA from Tetrahymena thermophila SB210, 1380 nucleotides. Its product is annotated as amine-terminal domain cyclin. The transcript has 6 exons. Lineage: Eukaryota; Ciliophora; Oligohymenophorea; Hymenostomatida; Tetrahymenidae. Gene Ontology annotation, molecular function: cyclin-dependent protein serine/threonine kinase regulator activity. Gene Ontology annotation, biological process: regulation of cyclin-dependent protein serine/threonine kinase activity; mitotic cell cycle phase transition. The record is from RefSeq and is a predicted model, not a curated record. Gene Ontology annotation, cellular component: cytoplasm; nucleus; cyclin-dependent protein kinase holoenzyme complex.
AUGCUUCAUUAUAUUUUCAAUUAUUUUAUAACGAUUUAAAUAAUAACCACUAAUCAAUAUUUGUUUAAUAAUUAAUUAUAAAAUCAAAAAAAAUAAUAAAUAAUAUAAAAAAACCUUUUGCUUGCAAAUAAUCUAAAUACUAUUGAUUUCGUGAUUAAAUAAAUGGAAGACUAGAACAAUAACAAUAACAACAACAACAACAAAAAUCCCAACAAAAAGGACAUUCCUAAAAUUGGACCUAAGCUCUAAAACAAUAAAUAAUGCAACAAGAAGUCACAAAACAGUGCUUUGAUGUUCCUUUCUACCUCUAAAAUGGAACAAGAGGAAAUCUUAAAAGAAAAAAAGCUAGAGAAGGCUAAAAAGAACUUAAAGAUUGGAUUCACUAGUGGAUAAAUUAUCUGCGAAAGCUAAAUUGAUAAAGAGAAUUUCAUGGAGGAUGAUAAAUAAGAAAUUGCCUUUUAUGAAGAGCAAUAAAACAUAAUGGAGGAAGACGAAGACGAUUCUUUUGAUAGUGAGGAAGGAAAUUAACAAAUUGGCUAACACUUUAAUAGCGAUAAACUUCGUGAUAGAUAAUGGAGGUACAAUUAACUAUAUGGAGAUUAUGAGGAUUUAAAUCUCCUCAAUCAAGAAGUUGAUUUAUCUAAUUGCCUCAAGAACCAUAAAAUUCCUUCAAUUCUAAGAUCUAAAAUGGUUGAUUGGAUGAUUGAAGUUUUUGGUAAUUACAAGCAAACAUCUUCCGAUAAAACCUACUUUCGUGCUGUUGGUCUUCUUGAUUUAUUUUUUAAGAAAUAAACAAAAAAACUUGUUGAAUCAGAUGUUCAUUUAUUUGGUAUUGCAGCUAUGUUCUUAGCCACAAAGCAAGAAGACAUUUCUCACAUCAGUCUAGAUGAUAUUGUUGAAAAAGUUGGACACAACAAAUUUACUGAGAAAAAGAUAAGAGAAGCAGAAUAUGAAAUUUUAAGAAUUGUUGAUAUGAAAAUAGAUUUCCCAACAACUCAUACUUAUCUGAAUCGCUAUUUAUAUAAAAUAUUCUCUUCUGAAACAAACCAAACAAUUUUAUAGCUAACUCACUUUUCACUCUAUAUUUUGAAGUAAUGUGUUCAUGAUGACAAAUUAUUAGAUUACAAAUCUCACAUACUAGCUUUCUCGGCUAUAGUAGUUUCACUAAAAGUUUAUUUUUCGAAUUUAAAAGGCGACAGUAUUUCUCCUUAUAACGAUUUGAUUUAACAAGAAGUUUAAAUUAUGGAGAAAAUGUUUGAGCUUAUAUCCUAAUCUGAACAUUAAAAUGCUAAAGAAUGCAUUUAAAGGGUUAAUAACUUUGUCUUUUCUUUUAACCAAAGGUAUCCUGAACUUAGAAAUCUCGAGAAAUUCCACUAUUGA